Molecule: messenger RNA, 1157 nt
Organism: Hymenoscyphus albidus
Lineage: Eukaryota; Fungi; Ascomycota; Leotiomycetes; Helotiales; Helotiaceae
Source: the annotation of a GenBank genome assembly
AUGGCGUCCUUGCUCGAUACAGACUCGCCGGUGGCCGCAGGAGCACGAAGCUGCAUGGAGCUUUUAGAAAAGCUCGUCAAGGUUUCAGAUGAUAGCCAAUGCGUUUCCAAAGCGGAUUCUGUUGAUCUACUUGAUAGAUUCAAACUCUGGGCUGGAAAUAUGGGUGCCCUUCAUCCGUUCAAUAUUACAACCUCGCUGGACUUCAGACUACGUGAGAGCCCAAAGAUUUCCAAUCGCAUCUCAGAGCUCCUUGAUGAGCUUGUUGAGUGUGUUGAAAGAGAAAAUAGAACCGGCGUUUUGGACUCCGAAUUUGGAGCUGAAGCUAGCACCGAACCCGAAGGAGAAGAAGAUGAAGAAGAGAUGUCAGAGAUUGAGGAAAUCUUCAAGUCAAUCAUUGAUAUCGUUGGCAAUCUUUGGCAAUCUUUUCAGAUUUUCAGAUUUUCGGCCAUAAUUCGUGAUAAUUCAAAACGAGACCGUUACGCGAAAGCUGAAGCAGCCGCAGCUACCAGACACCCAUUAAUUGACCAAUUCGACAUCAGCCAUGUGGAACACAAGUUUCCAGCCCUUCAGUCCAAAGAUAGAGAUUGGUUGGCAGUCAGACUGGGCAAGGCCAUUACAAAAAGGCGGAAAUAUCUUUGGUAUUCCCGAGAGCAUCAUGAGAAGACCCAUAUGGGUUCGCAGACGAUUAUACCAACUGUCAAGCAACCGAGCAUUCCCGCGCUGCCUAGAAGGUUUGACUUGGACACACGUACUGUGCUUUCCAGGCCCAUAAGCACUCUCGCUCCGACCCAAGCCUCAACUCUCCUUUUAUCAACCGAGAUUACGCCUGACCCUGAGCUUGAAGAAGAUUCUCAGUCCCAUACUUCUUACGCCACUUCAAUCGGCCAAGAUGAGGAAGGUACGAAGCUCCAAGUUGUGCCCCUAGAAACUGUCUCCAAAGGGAGUCCUAAUUUUGAGUGUCCUUACUGCUGGCAAAUCCAGACUAUCAAAACGCAAAGGUCAUGGAGGUAGGUAAUUCGUAAACGUCGUGAUACAAAGUAUUAACCAAUUGAAUCAGAAAACACGUUCUAUCAGACUUGAAGUCCUACGUCUGUACCUUUCAAAAUUGUGAUCUCGCCAUGUUUCCGACUACCACACCUGGUUUCUACACGAGUUGA